Dentiscutata erythropus is the source of this 219-nucleotide messenger RNA. NCBI's taxonomy places the organism in Eukaryota, Fungi, Glomeromycota, Glomeromycetes, Diversisporales, Gigasporaceae. The record is from the annotation of a GenBank genome assembly.
AUGUCUUUACAAGAAAAUAUUGAUGAUGUUAUUGAGAAAAAUCAUGAAAUGCAAGGUUCUUUGCUUGCUUUACGAAAAGAAAUAGCCGAGUUUCAGCCUGAAUGCAAGUUAUGUGAUAAUAUUACAGCUCAGUUCGAAAAAAUUAAAUCUGUGAUUAAAAUCAAAAAAAAUCAAAAUUUAUACGAUGCCAUUAUGUCUAUGAAGAAAAAAGCAAUUUGA